AUGAACCGACAGCGUCAGAUUCUGUCCAAACGUACCCUCACAACUGUUGCAAUCAUCAGCUUGGUCGCUUUAUUUGCCCUUUUCAACUUCCCGUCCAUCAAUCCGAGUCGUCCGAACCUCGAGAAAUCAUAUCUCUCAAACUCCAACAUGGGCAAAAUUGUGCAUAUCGUAAUGUUUGAGUUCAAGGAGGAAGUAAGCGCCGAAACAGUGAAGGAUGUCUGCAAUCGCCUGCUAGCACUCAAAGACCAAUGUUUACAUCCUACCACAAACACGCCGUAUGUCAAGGCCGGAAUGGGAGGAAAGCAGAACAGCCCAGAGGACCUGUCCGGCGGCCUUACUCAUAUCUUUGUGCUCGAGUUCGCAAACCGAGCCGACGAGAUGUAUUAUUUAGAGAAAGAUCCAGCACACCUCGCUUUUGUGAAGAGUAUUGACGGGCUGGUGAAGAGGGCGCAGGUGGUGGAUUUUAUUCCUGGCCUCUUGUAA
This is a messenger RNA of Lachnellula hyalina, 483 nucleotides long. RefSeq lists its product as uncharacterized. Bases 1 to 483 code for a protein of 160 amino acids. The transcript has 3 exons. The record is from RefSeq and is a predicted model, not a curated record. NCBI's taxonomy places the organism in Eukaryota, Fungi, Ascomycota, Leotiomycetes, Helotiales, Lachnaceae.